CGAACUUCCUUAUUCUUUAAACUUCACGCCUCCUCAAAUGUAAGCCACUGUCCCGCUGAGCGCUGCGUUUGGAAUUCUGACAUGGAGGUUGGUGCGGGGAGCAGCGCAAUCUUUCAGGAAAUGCUAUCAUUCAAGGAUGUGGCCAUCAAUUUCUCUGAAGAGGAAUGGAAAUACCUUGGUCCUGCUCAGUGGAAAUUGUACAGGGAUGUGAUGUUGGAGAUUUAUGACAACCUUGUGUUCCUGGGUCUUGCUUCCUCUAAGCCAUACCUGGUCACAUUUCUGGAGCAAAUACAAGAGUCUUCAGAUGUGAAGAGAGAAGUGGCUACCACUAUUCACCCAGGAACUAACUGCUAUACAUGCAAAGAAUGUGGAAAAGUUUGUGAGUGGACCAGUGUAUCUCAAAAUCACCAGAUAACUGAUUUAGGAGCGAAGCCCUACAAUUGUGAAGAAUGUACCAAGUAUUUCCAUAUUCCAUCAUUACUUUCUGAAAAGAAAAUAAUUUAUUCAGGAGAAAACCCUUACAGAAGUGAAGUUUGUGGCAAGACCUUCUGCAUUCCAUUAUCAUUUUCUAAACACAAGAUAAUUCAUACAGGAGAGAAUCCCUACACCUGUGAAGUAUGUGGCAAGACCUUCCAACAUCCAUCAAGACUUUCCAGACAUAAGAAAAUUCAUUCAGGAGAGAAACCAUACAAAUGUGAAGUAUGUGGCAAGGCCUUCCACUUUCCAUCAUUACUUUUGGUACACAAGAGAAUUCAUACAGGAGAAAAACCCUACAAGUGUGAAGUAUGUGGCAAGGCCUUCCAUUAUCCAUCAAUACUCUCUAAACACAAGCGAAUUCAUACAGGAGAAAAACCCUACAAGUGUGAAGAAUGUGGCAAGGCCUUCCACAUUUCAUCAUUUCUUUCUAAACACAAAAUAAUUCAUAGAGGAGAAAAACCCUACAAGUGUGAUGUAUGUGGCAAGGCCUUCCAUUAUCCAUCAAGACUUUCCAACCAUAAGAAGAUUCAUUCAGGAGAGAAACCAUACAAGUGUGAAGUCUGUGGAAAGGCCUUCCGCAUUUUGUCACUACUUUCUAAGCACAAGAUGAUUCAUACAGAAAGGAAUCCCUACAAGUGUGAAGUAUGUGGCAAGGCUUUUGAUUAUCCUUCAAGACUUUCUACCCAUGUGAAAAUGCAUACAGGAGAGAAACCAUACAAGUGUGAAGUAUGUGAAAAGGCCUUCCGUUCUAUGUCAUCACUUUCUAAACACAGGAAAAUUCAUACAGGAGAUAAUUACUAUAACAGUGAAUUAUGUGGUAGUGCCUUCAUUUAUCCUUCAAGACAUUCUAAACAUAAGAAAAUUUGCACAGGAGAGAAGCCCUACAAGUGUGAAGUAUGUGGCAAGGCCUUUCAUGUUUUAUCACUACUUUCUAAACACAGGGCGAUUCAUACAGGAGAAAAACUGCACAAGUGUGAAAUAUGUGGAAAGGCCUUCUAUUAUCCAUCAAGACUUUCUUCCCAUAAGAGAAUUCAUACAGGAGAGAAACCAUACCAGUGUGAAGAAUGUGGGAAGUCCUUCUGUUUUCCACCAUCACUAUCUAAACAUAAGAGAAUUCAUACAGGAGAGAAACCAUACAAGUGUAAAGAAUGUGGGAAGGCCUUCCGUUUUCCAUCAUCACUAUCUGCACACAAGAAAAUUCAUACAGGAGAGAAACCCUACAAGUGUGAAGUUUGCAGUAAGGCCUUCCAUUAUCCAUCAUUACUUUCUAAACACAAGUUAAUUCAUACAGGAGAAAAACCCUACAAGUGUGAAAUAUGUGGCCAGGCAUUCCAUGUUCCAUCAAAACUUUCUCAUCACAAGAUAAUUCAUACAGGAGAAAAACCCUACAAAUGUGAAGUAUGUGGCAAGGCCUUCCAUUAUUCAUCAUUACUUUCUAAACACAAGAUAAUUCAUACAGGAAAAAAACCGUACAAGUGUGAAGUAUGUGACAAGGCCUUCCAUUAUCCAUCAAGACUUUCUAGCCAUACAAAAAUGCAUACAGGAGAGAAACCGUACAAGUGUGAAGUGUGUGGAAAAGCCUUCUGUUCUCCAUCAUCACUUUCUAAACACAAGAGAAUUCAUAAAGCUGAAAAAGCUUAUAGUUGUGAAAUUUGUGGAAAGGCCUUCUGCAUUCCAUUAUUACUUUCUAAACACAAGAGAAUUCAUACAGGAGAGAAUCACUAUAACAGUGAAGUACGUAGCAAGUUCUUUGUUUAUCCUUCAAGACUUCUUAAACAUAAGAAAAUUAAUAAACAAGAGAAACCAUACAAGUGUGAUGUAUGUGGAAAGGCUUUUGAUUAUCCUUCAAGACUUUCUAAACAUAAGAAAGUUCAUACAAGAGAGAAACCAUACAAAUGUGAUGUAUGUGGAAAGGCCUUCCACAUUGUGUCAUUAUUAUUAGUACACAAGGGAAUUCAUACUGGAGAAAAACCCUACAAGUGUGAAGAUUGUGGGAAGGCCUUCUAUUAUCCAUCAUUUCUUUCUAAACACAAGAGAAUUCAUACAGGAGAAAAACCAUACCAGUGUGAAGUAUGUGGCAAAGACUUUCAUGUUUCAUCAUCACUAUCUAAACAUAGAAUAAUUCAUACAGGAGAGAGGCCAUACAAGUGUGAAGUAUGUGGGAAGGCCUUCCGCUUUUCAUCCUCACUAUCUAAACACAAGAGAAUUCAUACAGGAAAGAAACCCUACAAGUGUGAAGAAUGUGGCAAGGCCUUCCAUUUUCCAUCAUUACUUUCUAAACACAAGAUAAGUCACACUAGAGAAAAACUCUAUCAUUGUGACUUAUGUGACAAGGCCUUCUAUUACCCAUCAUUACUUUCUAAACACAAGAUGAUUCAUACAGGAGAAAAACCUCACAAGUGUGAUAUAUGUGGUAAGGCCUUCCAUUAUCCUUCAAAACUUUCCAGCCAUAAGAAAAUUCAUACAGGAGAGAAACCAUACAAGUGUGAAGUAUGUGGAAAUGUCUUCCGUUUUCGAUCAUCUCUUUCUGAGCAUAGGAGAACUCACUCAGGAGAGUAUCUGUACAAGUGUGAAGUCUGUGGAAAGGCCUUUUAUUCUCCAUCAUUACGUUCUAAACACAAGAUAAUCCAUACAGGAAAGAAACCCUACAAAUGUGAAGUAUGUGGAAAGGCCUUCCAUUAUCCAUCACGACUUUCCAAGCAUAAGAGAAUUCAUGGUGCUGGAGAGAUGUCUCAAGAGUUAAGGGCAGUGGCUGCCCAUCCAGAGGUCCUGAGAUUAAUUCCUAGUAACUGUGUAGUGGCUAACAAUCAUAAUGGGGUCUGAUGCCCUCUUCUGAUGUGCAGGUGUACAUGCAUAUAGAGAAGGCCUAUACAUAAAAUAAAAAAUAUAAAUCUUUAAAAAAUAUUGGUGGUAUGUUGCCUGGUGCCAAAAGCAAAGAAAAUUCACACAGGAGAUAAACAGUACUUGUCUGAAGAGGCCUCAAAUUUCAUCAUCACUUUUAGUACACAAGAAAAUUCAUACAGUAGAAAAAUCCUGCAAGUGUGUAGUGUGUGGCAAGAAUUUCCAUUGUCCAGCAUUAUUUUCUAAACACAAGUCACUCAGGAGAGAAACUUUGCAAGUAUAAUGUAUGUAUCCUGGACUAUGCUCUACAGAAACAUUAGGGAUCAUCAAAGAAUCCAUUCUGCAAGGAAACCAUACAAUUCUACAGAAUGUAGCAAAUAGUUUAAAAGUUCUAAAGCAUGUUCUGGACACAGGAUAAUUCCUACUGGAGAGAAAUAUGAUUAUGGAGAAUGUGGCAAAAAACAUUACCAGUCUUCUGAUCUUAGCAACUUUCAAGAAUUCAUCUAUGAAAGAAACCACACAAGUGUGAAGAAUGUUCUAAGAUCUUUUGUACUUAACUAAAGAACUUGUGAAACACCUCAUAAUUCAUAUGAAACUGAAAUCCCACAUGUGAAAAAUGUUGCAAUCCCUUUGUUAAACUUAUAUUUCUCAACAAGUAGUUCAAGCUGGAGUGAAACAGUACAAAUGUUAAAAUAUUCAUAAUAUGUUACCACUUCAUACGCAAAGUAAUCAAAAGCUUUCUGCUGAAUAGAAACUAUGUAAAAUUGAAGAAUGUGGUAAAUCAAGCCUUUGGAAUUAUUCACACCACCAUGUCAAAAGUACAGAUUUCAGACUGUUCUCUGGAUUUUGGACUGAUCCAUCCUUUGUCUUUUGUUUCUUUUGUUUUAGAAUCAGAAUACUUCUAUACCAUUGUUGCAAAAGUAGUCACUUGUUUAUAUGUUCUAAGAAAAUACACAUAAGCGAUUGCGUGAAUCUCACAUGACACAUGGACUGUGGUCUUUCAUAUUGUUGUAAUUGUUAACCUUACAACAAUUGUUAACCUUUGUGGACCUUUCAAGUUGUAGCCUAUUUUACUUAUGAGGUGAGAGUACGGUUGGAGAAAAGGAAAGAAAUGUUAAAGCUUUGUGACUUCAGCUAGCAUGAUGACUUUGGGAACAAACUUCAUUGCCAACAAGACCCAUACCCAUGUUAGUAUUCCCAGUACCUACGAAAUUCAAAGAGGGUUAUCACCUCUAGCGUUGUCCUCUGAUCUCCAUGCAUGGGCUGCCACAUGUAAGUACAUACAUGUGCCCAGACAAACCUAAAUUACAUUUUCAAUUGUAUUUUUAUACAGACUGGGGUCAAGAAGUAAUGCUUGUAUCACAAUUGUUAACUUCACGAGUUCUAGCAUCAUGUGAGAAGCAAGCCUCUUGAUUGUUGAUUUGCAGGACUUUUCUUGAUUAGUUUAAACGAAAUCAGAAGAGUGGUGAUUGUGGUUGGAAGCAUGUGCUGGAAAUGCUGCAGUAUAAGAAAAUACUCUGAUAACAACAUUCAUCAAUCUCCUGCUUUCUGACUGUAGAUGGAACAUGAUGAGCUUCUUUGUUUGAGUUUUUUUGGUUGUUGUUUUUUGUUUUUUGUUUUUGUUUUUGUUUUGAGACAGGGUUUCUCUGUGUAGCCCUGACUGUCCUGGAACUCACUGUGUAGACCAGGUUGGCCUCGAACUCAGAAAUGCCUCUGCCUCUGCCUCCCAAGUGCUGGGAUUAAAGGCAUGCACCACCACCGCCCAGCUUAUGAUGAGCUUCUUUAAGUUCCUGUUGUUAUAAGUUUGCCAUGUAUUGUGGUGGGAGUAAGAAUUGCCCUAAGUGUUUGUAGAUUUGAGUGCUUAGUCACCAGGCUGUAGCUCUUCUUUAAAAGGAUUAAGAAGUGUGGCAUCAUUGCUGUAAGUGUGUCAUUGGAGGUUGUAUUUAAGGUUUCAAAAGUUUCUCCCUUUCGUGCUGACUAUGGAUCAGAAUGUAACAUUCUCAGCUACUUCCUGAGAAUCAUAUCUGUCUCCAUUCCACCAUGUUCCCCAGCAUGCUCCCUACAAUAGUGAUACUGUACAAAAUUUCCAAAACUGUAAACAAGCCCCAAUAAAUGCUUUCUUUAUAAGAGUCA
Molecule: messenger RNA, 5451 nt
Organism: Apodemus sylvaticus (European woodmouse)
Lineage: Eukaryota; Metazoa; Chordata; Mammalia; Rodentia; Muridae
Product: zinc finger protein 728-like
Exons: 4
Coding region: 82-3300 (1072 amino acids)
Biological process (GO): regulation of transcription by RNA polymerase II
Cellular component (GO): nucleus
Molecular function (GO): DNA-binding transcription factor activity, RNA polymerase II-specific; RNA polymerase II cis-regulatory region sequence-specific DNA binding
Source: RefSeq, a predicted model, not a curated record